Messenger RNA from Phlebotomus argentipes, 1711 nucleotides. Its product is annotated as epoxide hydrolase 4-like. Gene Ontology annotation, molecular function: hydrolase activity. The coding region runs from base 328 to 1569 and encodes 413 amino acids. The record is from RefSeq and is a predicted model, not a curated record. The transcript is spliced from 4 exons. Lineage: Eukaryota; Metazoa; Arthropoda; Insecta; Diptera; Psychodidae.
AGUCCACGAGGUUAAUAAGACGCCUUCUUCUCCCCGGUGAAUUUUCCCCGUUUGCCCAAAACUGUCGAGAUUACAAGGCACGACCUUUGGGAGUGCAUCGUGUGGUCGCUCGCCUCGUCAUCGAUCAGUGCUUUUUUUGCCACGAGAUUCACUGGCGCUCGCCCGUUUUCCGCCUUAUCGGGCCUUAUCACUGUCAGUGGAGCUCACAGAGUUGCCGAUAAAUCUCGGCCCAGUCAGUCAGUGUGCAGCAGUGCUCGGAAUUGUAUCGUGCAGAGAGUGUUCCGUGAUGUUGUAGAAACUUCUUCCUCCUGUCCCAGAGUGUCGAUCAUGCGAUUCCAGCAGAGCGACGAGUCCGACUACGGAGCGGUGGAAGUGGUGCCGAAGUGGGACAUCCUGCUGUGCUGCACCGGCGGCGCCUUCCUGGGCGUCUGGGUGAUGGUCAAGUGGUUGAUCCACUACCUCUGGACCGUGGUGAAUCCCAGGGCGGUGCCGCCCAGGAGCCACAGUGCGCCCGAGAAGCCACCAUCGUACCUCGUGGACAGCAACUUCGGCCGGCAUUCCUACGUGAAACUGAGCAGAACCAAAUUUCACUAUGUCGAGGCGGGAAAUGCAACGGAUCCCGUGAUUUUCCUGCUGCACGGCUUCCCGGAUUGCUGGAUCGGCUGGCGUGAGCAGAUCAAGGAGCUUUCGCGCUUCUUUCGCGUCAUCGCGCUGGACCUCAAGGGCUUCAAUGACUCGGACAAGCCGCUGUGGCGCUCAGAGUAUCGCAUUGAGAAGGUGUGUCGUGAGCUUGUGGACUUCAUUCACAGCUUCAACGUGAACUCAGUCACGCUCAUGGGUCACGAUCUGGGCGGAAUGCUGGGCUGGAUUCUGGCGCACACGAAUCCGCGAGUGGUGAAUCGGCUGAUUUGCGUCUCGGCGCCGCACCCAAACCUCAUCUGGCGGAAUCUGGUGAGCUCCAAAGUGCCCAUCAACAGUGCCUGGCUCAAGUUCAUCCAGCUGCCGUGCCUCCCGGAGAUCGAGCACGUGCGGCCGGACAGUGGCUUUCUGGAGCGCAACUUCACGCACGUGGACAACACGCGUUCCAAGUCCAAGUACAACAAUCUACAGCCGCUGAACGGCUCGGCGAACGAGAAGGGACACAUCCUGGACGCGUACAAGUACAUCUUCAGUCGCAAUGAGGACUGGAAUGGACCGCUGAACUACUACAGAAACCUGCCCUUCUACCGCAUCAGAGAGGGAUCCCUCGUCUCGUGUCCCUGCCUCAUCGUCACGGGCAACUCCGAUCCGCUCUUCCGGUUGGAGUCUGUGAUCAAGAGCACGGAUUUCUGUGAGAAUUUCGUGGUGAAAAUCAUCGAGGGCGCCGCGCAUUGGCCACACCAAGAGACGCCGCUCGAGUUCAAUCGCAUCGUCCUGAAGUUCCUCGUCGGCUCUCGCGCCAGCCAGACGCUGGAGAAGCCGGAGAAGGUGAACAACAAGGGUUUGGUGGGAUUCAUGCUGGGCGCCGUGUCGAACAGCGUCAACAAGAUUCACAAUUCUGUCCAAAUGAGAGCCACGGAAGCCUUCUAAUCAACCCCAAACUCUCUCUCUCACUCCCGUGCGGGAAAUUCAGGGAAAAAUCACUGUUAUUGUUGUUUCUUCUGCAUUUGAUAUUAAGUCAGUACAAUUUAUCUCUCGUUUUGUAUGUUAUAAAUAUAUUUUUACAAGGAAA